Cavenderia fasciculata is the source of this 744-nucleotide messenger RNA. RefSeq lists its product as uncharacterized. NCBI's taxonomy places the organism in Eukaryota, Evosea, Eumycetozoa, Acytosteliales, Cavenderiaceae. The record is from RefSeq and is a predicted model, not a curated record. The coding region runs from base 1 to 744 and encodes 247 amino acids. The transcript has 6 exons.
AUGUAUCAUAGACAUGGACAACCCCCAGAACAAAUUAACUUUAAUUCUUCUCGAGAUAAUCUUUAUUUCUUGCUGAGAGAAAGAGAUAGAAACAGAGAAUUACGUGUUGAGUACUAUAGAACUUCACUCAAUUAUCAACUAUCUUCAACUAUCUUUUAUCAACAUUACUAUUUCUUUUCACACUCACUAAAAGCAAAGUAUAAAAUGGGAAAGUGUAAAAUGAUAAUGGCAAAAAUCCGUGAUGUUGACAGGUCUGGUGGCAGUCUUUCAGGAUCAACAUUGCUAUUAUGCUCCACAUACUUCCAAACAUGUUGGGAAGCAUGGUUACAGCUGUAUCGUGCCACGUACGACAAACCAUUCACCGAGUUUGGUCCCUAUCUUCCAAAACACAUCCCUGCCAAGGAGGGACCCGACCAGCCAAAUACACCAAUCGAAUUAAGGCAAAUCUACUCUGCUCUCCAAGCAACCAGACCACCAAAGGUCAACCAAAAGACCGUCGGUCAAAGAGAGAUCGAGGCUCUCUUUGGUACCAACAUCGAGCAAAUAUUUGCCGUCGUGGCAAGCGUCAAAUGCGCGACAGCAAGAGACACCCUCUUUCGUUUCUUUGCCAGAAUAAUGAAACGUACCCCAGCUGACACCAAUACAAUAUGCUACGCAUGCCACACCGUAUUCGAUGGGGAUACACACACAUCUCCAAUCAUACACCAUUUAACUAACCACUAUCUAACAACUACUCCAAAUUAA